ACACAGCUUCCAGUCAACUACUACUACUACUACUACUACUAUUACUACUACUACUUCGGUACUUUUUUUUUGCGUGAUUUAAAGCACCGCUUCGACAUCAAACAUGGACGUGACGUGUGUGCUGUCUUUAGUGCUGAGCUUCGCCGCCUGCGUUGUCUCCGCGGAGAGACACAGCGUCUUUUGGAACAGCUCCAAUCCAAACUUCCUGUGGGAUGAGUACGCGGUGGACGUCAGCAUCAACGACUACCUGGACAUCAUCUGCCCCCACUACGCCCUCGGCGAGGUGACGCCGCACAGCGCCGAGCGCUACGUGCUGUACAUGGUGGACAAAGAGGACUACGAGGUGUGCAAGCCGCACUCCUUCGACCAGCUGCGGUGGGAGUGCUCGCGGCCUUUCGCCCCGCACGCCCCCGAAAAGUUCUCCGAGAAGUUCCAGCGCUUCACCCCCUUCACCCUGGGCAAGGAGUUCAGGCAGGGAGAGAGCUACUAUUACAUCUCCAAGCCCAUGCACCACCACGGCCAGGACUGCCUGCGUCUCAGGGUGGACGUGGCCUCCCAGAAAGGCUCGGGAAAACCUCGUCUGGACAAAGCCAAGAAAGUCAUGGAGGAAAGUCUGGAGGCGUCAAAAGCCAAGUUUGUGGGAGGAGUGCACAACCUCUCCAAUCGCCUCCCAGCAGACGACCCCACCGCCAUGGAGCCCAACGUUCUGAGGAGCGUAGGAAGCAGCGGAACGCGGACCGUCUCCUCGUCGCUGUUGCUCAUCACGCUCCUUGCGCUUUCGCUAGCGUUGAUGCUUCACUGAAAAGGAAUGAAAAAAAAAAAACAUUGCAAAAAAACACCAGUGCGGGUCACUGGUGUCACGGACAAGACAGAGUUUUUAUACAAAGACGUGUGUGUGACUUUGUGUGUGAGUGUUGUUGUUGUUGUUGUUGUGGUGUGAAUGUUGGGGCGUGGAGCGCUCCAAAAAACAGGAUCUCAAGUUGUUGUUUUUCUGUUUUUGUUUUUUUAUACCUGAUAAUAAGAAUGAAGCACCAUUUGUUCUCAUACCACUCACCUGGUACAAUUCCUUUGUCUCACUGUGUUCCUCUAUGUCUAGAGGGAGAAUGAGUCGUGUUGAUCAGAGAAAUAGUCACAUAGUGGCGUUUUGUUAUGGAGGAUUUUAUUUGAUUAUUAUUUGUAUCAUGUUGUGUAUGUAGCACUCAACUUCACACUGGUGCCCAUGACAGCUAUCAUGUUCUUAUCCGGGGACAUACUGCAGACACUCACUCAAACUACAGCAUUUUGACCCUUUUCAAAGUGCUUUAAUUGUGCAUAUAUUUAUUGACGUUUUGAAAUUAUUAUGACCGUCAUUAACCCCGAAAGUUAUCACACUCUGUUGUUUAUUUAGAUCACGGGUGGGGAAACCUUCUUCCUGUCCGGAAGAAACCAAGGCAACAAAUUCUACUGCACCUGGAUAUAAGACGACCCCACAUUUUUUUUUAAAGUCAAUGAAAUAUGAAGAACAAAAUCUUUAGACCCCGAAUACACGACAACUAACUUUACAGAUUCUUUAUUUAUUUUUAUUUUCUUUAAAACAACCUUUUUUUUUUCAUUGUUUUUCAUCAGUGAAAAACACCACCAAGAAAAAUCUCCAGAUCCAAACAAUAAGAAAGCGAGGUGGCAACUUGUCCAGGGUGUACCCCGCCUUCCGCCCGAUUGUAGCUGAGAUAGGCGCCAGCGCCCCCCGCGACCCCAAAAGGGAAUGAGCGGUAGAAAAUGGACGGAUGGAUGUUUGUGUAAAGACAAAUAAAAAAAAAAAAAACAUAUUCUCAAUAUUAGUAAAAUAACGGUAGAGUUCUCCAGAUCCCGAAUAUAAGACGACCAACCAUCCAUCGUUCCAUUUUCUAUCUCUUGUCCAUCUCGGGGUUAAGACAAUAAGAGUUUUGGGAAAAUAUUUUUGGUCAUGUUUUCAAUAUCAUUGAACAAAACUCUGGACCCACAACAAAUAUGAGAUAAGAAGUCUUUUUGAAGACCUGUUUUUGAAAUAAAUAAAUAAACAAUAACAUCUCUAGACCACAAAUAUUAGACAAGGCAUGUGUUUUUUUGGAAAUGACGAAAAAUAUAUUAACCAUGUUUUUAUCAGUGAAACAACAACAAACAUCUCUGUUUUUUAUAUUAGUGAAAUAACACAUAUCUCAAGGUUUCAAAUAUAAGACUAUCCCUCAGUUAUGGAAAAAACAUUUUAUAAUCUGUCAAAUAUCUUUGAACAAAACCACAACAAAAUGUUUAGACAAUUUAAAGAUAGCUAGUAUUUUCAAGACCUGUUUUUUGAAAAGCCAAAGAACAACAAAUAUGUCCAGAUUUAAAAUAUAAGACGACCCCUAUUUUUCAAAAACACUUUUUUGAAAAUAUCUAUUGAACUUGGUUUUUAAUACCACUGAAAAAGGCAACAACUAAUUUGUUUAAACAGAUAAAAUAAUAACUAGUUUUUAAGACCUGUUUUCAUGAAAAUACUUAUUUUUGUAUUGUUUUUAAUAUCAGUGAAAUAAAGAAUGAUCUCGACCACAAAUAUAAGGCCGCCCCUGUUUUUCAAACCCUGAUUUUUGAAAAGACAAUAUUAAUUGUCUUUUUUUUUUAUAUAUAUCUGUGGAAAAAAAAAUGAGCCCCGUAUAAGAGGAAUAGUCCUUCUGAGGUGAAAGUCUACUGUAUGUCUUAUAUUCAGGUCAGUAUGGUCACGCACACACACACACAUAUAUAUAUAUAUACAUAUAUAUAUAUAUAUAUAUGUAUAUAAUUUGUUAUCCGUUAUGCAGUGCUCAAUACCGUAGAGCGGAAUAUGUGUUAGGUCAGGAAAAAUCCCCUGAAGAGCAGGGAAACCUGUGAAACAGACUUGUAGGGAUGAAAUAGCCUCGGUGUUUUUAGCUGACCUAACAUGUAUAUAUAUAUAUAUAUAUAUAUAUAUAUAGUGAGCAUUCAGAAAAGUUUUUUUUUUAUUUGGCCUGGGUGAAGUGCUCCCGCGUGCCAUACAGGGCCCACAUGCUGCAGAUUGCCCACCCACCCCUGAUUAGUUUUCCCUCUGGUGUCCAGUCUUUGAGACUGUCCUGGUACACAUUUACUGAAAACUCCCCGAACCGAAACGACUGAAAUACACACACUGGCCACUUUGUUUUCCGUUAUUUGUGUUGUUUUCUACUUGUUUUACAUGUACAUAGGUAAAUAUAUGAAAACUGUUUUAAUAUGUGAAAAAACGUUGUGGAAUAAAAGAAAGGUGUUGUAAUAUA
Molecule: messenger RNA, 3260 nt
Organism: Nerophis ophidion (straightnose pipefish)
Lineage: Eukaryota; Metazoa; Chordata; Actinopteri; Syngnathiformes; Syngnathidae
Gene: efna1b
Product: ephrin-A1b
Exons: 4
Coding region: 104-802 (232 amino acids)
Biological process (GO): ephrin receptor signaling pathway; axon guidance
Cellular component (GO): plasma membrane
Molecular function (GO): ephrin receptor binding
Source: RefSeq, a predicted model, not a curated record